AUGUACUACAGCAGCGGCAACUACGAGGCUUUUGCUCGACCGCGCAAACCGGCCCGGGUGGACGACAAGACAGCCUGGUUCGUCGGGUCGGGCCUGGCGGCGUUGGCCGGGGCGGCGUUUCUGGUGCGAGACGCGCAGAUGGCGGGCGACAAGAUCACCAUCCUCGAGGAGCUCGACCUGCCGGGCGGCGCGCUCGACGGGCUCGAGGUGCCGGAGAAAGGGUUUGUGAUCCGCGGGGGCCGCGAGAUGGAGGACCACUUCGAGUGUCUGUGGGAUCUGUUUCGGUCGAUCCCGUCGCUCGAGGUGCCCGGGGCCUCGGUGCUGGACGAGUUCUACUGGCUCAACAAGGACGACCCCAACUUCUCGCUGCAGCGCGCCACCGUCAAACAGGGCCAGGACGCCCAUACCGACGGCAAGUUCGGGCUGACGGGGCCGGCGCAGAAAGACAUCGUCCGCAUCUUCCUCGCCACGCGCGAAGAGAUGGAGGGCAAGCGCAUCAACGAGGUGGUCGGCCAGGACUUCCUGCAAAGCAACUUCUGGAUGUACUGGCGCACCAUGUUCGCGUUCCAGGAGUGGCAUUCGGCGCUGGAGAUGAAGCUCUACUUGCAUCGCUUCAUCCACCACAUUGGCGGCCUGCCCGACUUCUCGGCCCUCAAGUUUACCAAAUACAACCAGUAUGAGUCGCUUGUGCUGCCGCUGUACAAGUGGCUGCUCGACCAGGGCGUCAAGUUCCAGUACAAGACCGAGGUGGUGGACGUGGACUUUUCCAUCGCCGAUGGCCACAAGCAAGCCACCCACAUCCACUGGGUGCGCGACGGCCAGCAAGGGGGCGUCGACCUGGGCCGGGACGACCUGCUGUUCAUGACCAUCGGCUCGUUGACGGAGAACUCGGACCUGGGCGACCACCACACGCCGGCGAAGCUGAAAGACGGGCCGGCCCCGGCGUGGGAUCUGUGGCGGCGGAUCGCGGCCAAGGACCCGGCGUUCGGCAGGCCCGACGUGUUCGGCGCGCACAUCGCAGAGUCCAAGUGGCAGUCGGCGACGGUGACGACGCUGGACGGGCGCAUUCCCGCCUACCUGCAGAAGAUCAGCCAGCGAGACCCGUUCAGCGGCAAGGUGGUGACGGGCGGCAUCGUGACCGCCCGGGACUCGAGCUGGCUGCUCAGCUGGACCGUCAACCGCCAACCGCACUUCAAGAAGCAGCCGCGCGACCAGAUCGUGGUGUGGGUGUACUCGCUCCUGGUCGACGUGCCGGGCGACUAUGUCAAGAAAGCCAUGCAGGACUGCACGGGCGAGGAAAUCACCCAGGAGUGGCUGUACCACCUCGGCGUGCCGAGCGACCACAUCGCCGAGUUGGCCGCCACCGGCGCGCGCUGCGUGCCCGUCAUGAUGCCGUACGUGACGAGCUUCUUCAUGCCGCGCCACGCAGCCGACCGCCCGGCCGUGGUGCCCGACGGCGCCGUCAACUUCGCCUUCAUCGGCCAGUUCGCCGAAACUAAGUCGGGCCGCGACACCAUCUUCACCACCGAGUAUUCCGUGCGCACCCCGAUGGAGGCCGUCUACCAGCUGCUGGCCGUCGACCGCGGCGUCCCCGAAGUCUUUGCCUCGACCUACGACCUCCGCAAGCUCCUCGCCGCCACGGGCCGCCUUCGCGACGGCCGAGAACUCGACGCCGCCCUGCCUGACUUCCUCCGCCGCUGGAUCCUGCACAAACUCGACCACAACGAAGUUGGGGAGUUGCUGCAUCAGUAUCAUCUGAUCUAG
Messenger RNA from Capronia epimyces CBS 606.96, 1764 nucleotides. Its product is annotated as myosin-crossreactive antigen. Gene Ontology annotation, biological process: fatty acid metabolic process. The coding region runs from base 1 to 1764 and encodes 587 amino acids. Gene Ontology annotation, molecular function: FAD binding; oleate hydratase activity. The record is from RefSeq and is a predicted model, not a curated record. NCBI's taxonomy places the organism in Eukaryota, Fungi, Ascomycota, Eurotiomycetes, Chaetothyriales, Herpotrichiellaceae. The transcript has a single exon.